AUGGAAACCCAUUUGAGAAUAAUUCCUAGAGAAGCAUUCUCCAAUCUUCCCAACAUCUCCAGGAUCUAUAUCACCAUAGAUGCAGUGCUGCAGAUCCUGGAGGCUCAUUCUUUCAGAAAUCUAAACAAAGUCACGCAUAUAGAAAUCCGAAAUGCUAGAAACCUACAAUACAUAGAUCCCGAAGCUUUCAUGAAUCUCCCGUUGCUGAAAUACCUUGUGAUCAUGAACACUGGACUCAGAGUUUUCCCUGACCUCACGAAGAUCAACUCAGUGACAGCAGAUAUGAACUUUUUGCUUGAAAUGGCUGAUAAUCCAUACAUGAUUUCGGUGCCCGCAAAUGCAUUCCAAGGGCUAUGCAACGAAUCCCUUAGCCUAAAGUUAUACAACAAUGGGUUCACAAAGGUUGACGCCCAUGCCUUCAAUGGAACAAAGUUAGAUUCUGUGUAUCUGAAUAAGAACAAAUAUCUGAGAGUUAUUCAUGAAGAUGCUUUUUUGGGUGUGCAGAGUGGUCCAAGCCUACUCGAUGUCUCCCAGACAGGUAUCACCACUCUUCCCGCAAGAGGACUGGAAAACCUUAAAGAACUGAUGGCUAAAAACACCUGGGCCCUAAAGAAAUUCCCCCCUAUACAGACUUUUCCUUAUCUUGCGAAUGCUGAGCUGUCAUACCAAAGUCACUGCUGUGCUUUCAAGAACUGGAAGAAAGCCAAGGGACUGCUGGAGUCACUGUUCUGCAACCAUACGAAUACUCACAACUUCCGCAAGAGAAGAUCUGCCACUGCCUUCAGGGGCCCCUUUUACCGAGACUAUGCAGAAGAUUAUCCAGACCUCACCGAGGCCGUGUAUGACGAGAACUCCAAAUUCAAUAGAGAUGUUCAUGGGAAUUCUCAUUACUUUGUCUUUCUUGAAGAGCAUGACAACAAAGAGGUUGGGUUUGGCCAGGAGCUCAAGAACCCUCAAGAGGAGAGCAUGCCAACAUUUGACAGCCAUUAUGACUACAUUAUCUGUGCGGGCACGGACGACAUCAGCUGCACGCCAGGACCUGACGAGUUCAACCCUUGCGAAGACAUCAUGGGCUACAGGUUUCUAAGGGUCGUGGUGUGGUUUGUGAACCUGCUAGCCAUUAUGGGCAACGUUUUUGUUCUCUUCAUUCUCCUCACCAGCCAUUACAAGCUGACCGUCCCACGAUUCCUGAUGUGCAACUUGGCCUUUGCCGAUUUCUGUAUGGGAUUAUACCUUCUCCUGAUUGCUUCGGUGGAUCUUUAUACUCGGUCAGAAUACUACAACCAUGCUAUUGACUGGCAGACUGGGCCCGGCUGCAGCACAGCAGGCUUCUUCACUGUCUUUGCUAGUGAGUUGUCUGUCUUCACCUUGACCGCAAUCACCCUGGAACGCUGGUAUGCCAUCACCUUUGCGAUGCGCUUGGACAAGAAAAUCCGUCUCUUGCAUGCUUCUGUUAUCAUGUUGGGUGGCUGGCUGGUAUGUUUCCUUCUUGCCCUUUUACCACUGGUUGGAGUCAGUAGCUACGGCAAAGUCAGUAUCUGCCUUCCCAUGGACACCGAAACGCCCUUGGGACAAGCCUACGUCGUCAUUGUUUUGAUGCUGAACAUCAUUGCUUUCAUCGUCAUUUGUGCCUGCUACAUAAAGAUCUAUAUCACUGUGCGGAAUCCCCAGUACAAAUCAGGAGACAAGGACACCAUCAUUGCCAAAAGGAUGGCUGUGCUGAUCUUUACUGACUUCUUAUGUGUGGCACCCAUCUCAUUCUAUGCUUUAUCUGCUAUUAUGAACAAACCUUUAAUAACAGUCAGCAACUCGAAAAUCCUGCUGGUCCUGUUCUAUCCACUCAACUCUUGUGCCAACCCGUUCCUGUAUGCUAUCUUUACCAAAGCUUUCCGAAGGGAUGUCUUCAUCUUGCUCAGCAAGUUUGGAUUAUGCGAGCACCAGGCUCAAGUCUACAGGGGUCAAACAGUCUCCCCCAAGAACAGCAGCGGCUCUUGCAGCCAGAAGGGCAACAGGGGGAUGGGCCAGAAUCUCACCAACCUUCAAAAGCAUCCUCAUGGCUCACCUGAAGACUACCAUCCUGCAAUACUGCUGCAUUCUCGGGGGACUCUUGCUUAAUCUGGACCCCCUAAUCAUCAGAUCAGUAACAGCAAAUCUCUUAACCCUGCGCUACGGUCGGUGCCAUUUACAAUAUUGUCCCAUUAUGUGGCUGCUUGACUGCUGUAAAAUAAUAAUAAUUUAUUUAUAUCCCAUUCUUCUACCUAAAGUACCCAGGGUGGCGUGCAACAUUUUCAUAAAAACCAUAUAAUCAAUAAGAAGGCAAGUGCCAUUUCUAACAGCAGUAACAAGUUAAAAGCAGCACUUAAAACAAAAUGCAAACCUAGCGGCAGCAAGAGCAAAAUAUGUUACACAUCAAAACGACAGACAAUAAAAUCAGGGGUCACAGUAAAAUUAGGGGUUAAAACACCAUUUAAAUUGAUACCUUUCACGUUUGGCAGACAAUACACACAAAGGGAGCCCAAUGGGUUUUGAUUAGGAGGGCAUCCCAGAGGGGACACACUCUCACAGAGAAGGGCUUGUCUCUUGUGCUCACUCCUAGGAACAUAGGAAGCUGUCUUGUACUGAAUCAGAUAAUUUGUCCAUCUAGCCCAGGCAUAGGCAACCUUGGCUCUCCAGAUGUUUUGGAACUACAACUCUCAUGAUCCCUACCUAACAGGGUCAGUGGUCAGGGAUCAUGGGAGUUGUAGUUCCAAAACAUCUGGAGAGCCAAGAUUGCCUAUGCCUGAUCUAGCCCAUGGGUAGGCAAACUAAAGCCUGGGGGCUGGAUCCCAAUAGCCUUCUAAAUCCAGCCUGCGGACGGUCCAGGAAUCAGCAUGUUUUUACAUGAGUAGAAUGUGUCCUUUUAUUUAAAAUGCAUCUGGGUUAUUUGUCGGGCAUAGGAAUUCAUUCAAUUUUUUCCCUUCAAAAUAUAGUCCAGCCCCCCACAAGGUCUGAGGGACAGUGGACUAGCCCCCUGCUGAAAACGUUUGCAGACCUCUGAUCUAGCCCAGUAUUGCCAACACCGACUGGCAGCAUGUCUCCAGAGUGCAAGGCACGGUUCCAUGCCAGGGACUGAACCUGGGGUUUUGUGGAAGCAAAGCAUGUGCUCCAGCUCUGAGCUAUACAGUGGUGCCUCGCUAGACAAAUUUAAUUCGUUCCACGGGUCUUUUCUUAUAACGAAAAAUUCAUCUAGUGAAUCCCAUAGGAAUGCAUUGAAUUUUUUUUGAAUUUUUUUUUUUCCCAUAGGAACGCAUUAAUUGAAUUUCAAUGCAUUCCUAUGGGAAACCGCGAUUCGCUAGACGAAUUUUUCAUAAAACAAAUUCGUCUAACGAGGCAACCUCCGCUAGAAAAAACCUUUCGUUAAGUGGAAAUUUUGUUAAGCAGGGCAUUCGUUAAGCGAGGCACCACUGUAUUCCUAAAAUAGCACCAAGGCCCUUGAAGCUGAUCUUCAUUCCUAGACAAGCCUAUAGGGGAGCAGGUGAUCCGUAAACUAAGCCGGUCUUGAAUCAUUUAUGUCUUCGGGGACUAAAACCAAUGCUUCGAAUUGAGCCUGGAGGGACAUAGACAACCAACGGAGCUGCCCUAAGAUAGGUGUUCUAUUCGCUGGCCUGCAAGCACCAGAACAAAACAUCUGGCUGCUACAUUCUGGGACCAUCUUGUCUAGAUUAAGUUUCACCCUUUUAACUCCUCCUUCCAUAUGCACUCAUGAACUGCCCGGUUUAUCACUUCUGCUGCUUCCCUGGAACUGGAAAAUGGGGAAUGAGCUGGAUGUCAUCUGCAUACUGGGCAACUCAGAGGCCUGAGUCUUCAGAUGACUUUACCCAGUAGUUUCAUGUAAAUAUUUAAAAAAACACAGGAGACAAGAUGGAACCUUGUCGUUGCCCACAGGCCAAAGCCCAUAAGCUUAGAACAGCAGUGCAGUCUCCCAGCAUUAACUUUUGGGUUCAGCCUUCCAGGCAGGAACAGAACCACCGAGGAGAGCAGUAUCACAUAAGCCCGUCCCAAACAGAUGGGCCAGAAGAAUCCCGUGAUAGACAAUAUCAAAAGUGGCUGAGAUAUCCAGGAGAAACAGCGACAUAGCACUAUCUGUGUCCAUCUCCUGAUGCAGCUCAUCCACAAGGGCAGCAGUGGGGAAAUUCUGGGCCUGGCAGCCCAGAUCUUUAUCUGUCCCCACCCCUGUAGGUCAACU
Molecule: messenger RNA, 4225 nt
Organism: Zootoca vivipara (common lizard)
Lineage: Eukaryota; Metazoa; Chordata; Lepidosauria; Squamata; Lacertidae
Gene: TSHR
Product: thyroid stimulating hormone receptor
Biological process (GO): activation of adenylate cyclase activity; adenylate cyclase-activating G protein-coupled receptor signaling pathway; hormone-mediated signaling pathway
Cellular component (GO): plasma membrane
Molecular function (GO): G protein-coupled peptide receptor activity; thyroid-stimulating hormone receptor activity
Source: RefSeq, a predicted model, not a curated record